Exophiala viscosa is the source of this 1257-nucleotide messenger RNA. Its product is annotated as flavin reductase. NCBI's taxonomy places the organism in Eukaryota, Fungi, Ascomycota, Eurotiomycetes, Chaetothyriales, Herpotrichiellaceae. Bases 263 to 955 code for a protein of 230 amino acids. The record is from RefSeq and is a predicted model, not a curated record. The transcript has a single exon.
GUAUCCAGCCUUGUCAGGCCUCAUGCUCUUCCUUUUCCACGAUAUAUAUCUGCUUCAAGUGCCAGGAGUCCAUCAUGGCUCUCAAGUACAGCAUAUCCAUCAGCGAGCAAGUGAAGAAGACUCGAAACAGAACUUGCACGCCAGUCAAGAAGCAUUAUCAUCCCUCAAUACUACCAGCAAACCACACCCAUCGCUGAGACUCUAGUCACGCAAGCAACACACUUUGGUAAAGACGACCAGCUUACCACCUCAAUACCCAGAAAUGCUUCCUCAGAUAUUCGUGAUCGGCGCCACCGGCAGAACAGGCCAAUUAGUCGUCGACGAAGCCCUGAAAAGAGGCCACCCCGUCACGGCCCUUGUUCGCAAACCCACCAGCACCCUCCCGCAGCAUGACAACCUCACCAUCACAACAGGAGACCCAUGCAGAGCAUUAGACGUGGAGACAGCACUACGAAGCUUGAAGCCAUCCAACCCAGUCGUGAUCAUCAGCACUUUAGGCCAAACCCGGACAUCGGGCAACCCCUGGGCAGCAGCCACAUCACCACCCCGCUUCAUGGACGCAUCAGCCAGGGCAGUGUUGGCGGCGUGUCAAGCAGUCCGAGACUCCGUCACCGUACAGAAGAUAGUGCUCAUGUCUCUAUUCGGCGCGGGCGAUUCAUUCGCACAGCUCAAUUUCCUCAUGCGGUUUAUCAUGCGGCAUUCAAACAUGGCUCAGACGCUAGAGGACCAAAACCUCGUGGAUCAGACGAUCAGGAAGAACGGGAAUGUGCCGUUCGUCCUGGUCAGGCCUGCCAUGUUGACGAAUGGGGAGGUUGCGCCGGUCAAAGUGCAUGGGACCCAGGGGAAGGGUGCCGGCUUCAUGCCCAGCGUUAGUGCGAGCAGCGUUGCCAGGUUCAUGCUCGAUGCUACUGCGACCAAGGACUUUGAUAAUAAGGCGGUCGUUGUGUCGAAUUGAUUUUGGACGUCGGGUGGUGGACUCGAGCGCAUUUCUCUCCAUUGGUAUGAUAUGAUAAACAUGCGAAUCAACAUCAAACCAUUUUUGGAGGAGUGCGGGUUGAGAUAUCGACAGAUAUGGUUAGAUUAUACGAGCAUUGCAUCUUGUAGACAUGAUGUGAGUGAGAGGACAUCAAGUUGCUGUUGGUUGGUUGAGGCUAUGAGUGUUGCGGCAAUCCGGCACUUCUGUAGUGCACAAUGGGCACGCGUCGCACUAAUUGAGCAUUUUGCAGACUGAUCAGCAUGACAACGGACAAGUGAUAC